Indicator indicator is the source of this 1251-nucleotide messenger RNA. It is a transcript of the gene BEND5, whose product is annotated as BEN domain containing 5. NCBI's taxonomy places the organism in Eukaryota, Metazoa, Chordata, Aves, Piciformes, Indicatoridae. Gene Ontology annotation, biological process: negative regulation of DNA-templated transcription. The transcript has 6 exons. The record is from RefSeq and is a predicted model, not a curated record. Gene Ontology annotation, molecular function: DNA binding. Bases 1 to 1251 code for a protein of 416 amino acids.
AUGUACGCCUUUGUGCGGUUCCUGGAGGACAACGUCUGCUACGCGCUGCCCGUUUCCUGCGUGCAGGACUUCAGCCCAACGUCCCAGCUCGACUUUGACAACCAGAAGGUCUACACGGUGUACCGCAAUCCCGAGGAGGCGGAGGAGGACGAGGAGAGCCCCGGCGAGUGGGGUGACCGUCUGCUGCUCCACAAGGCCCAGAUCCUGGCGCUGGCAGAGGACAAAACUGACCUUGAGAACAGUGUGAUGCAGAAGAAAAUUAAAAUCCCCAAACUCUCUCUCAAUCAUGUAGAAGAAGCUGGGGAGGUUACAGAUUAUGGGGAAGAAGAUGCGGAGCUUAGACACAGUAAGAGACAAGAUGGAAGGAAACAAAGUGAAGGUACACACAAAAGCAUUGAAGCAGUUGUUGCUCGCCUCGAAAAACAGAAUGGAAUGAGUCUCAGUAGUACUUCCAGCCCCGAAGAGGUUUUUAUGGAGGCUUCAGAAGGCAUGAACAACAUGGACGAUGCUGUAGUUCCUCGGAUUCUGUAUGAAGAAUUGCUGAGGAGUUACCAACAGCAACAGGAAGAAAUGAGACACAUUCAACAGGAGCUUGAAAGAACGCGGAGACAGCUCGUGCAACAGGCAAAGAAGCUAAAGGAGUAUGGGGCACUCGUGUCAGAAAUGAAAGAGCUCAGAGACUUGAACAGGAGACUCCAGGAUGUACUGCUUCUAAGACUAGGUAGUGGACCUGCCAUUGAGCUUGAAAAAGUAAAAGCAGAAUCAGUUGAGCCUGAACCUGAGGUACAGAAGACCUUCAAUGAAGAAGCAAAUACAUCAACGUACUUUCCUGCCCCUGUUCCUGUAAUGGACAAGUAUAUUCUCGAGAAUGGAAAGGUCCAUCUUGGCAGUGGAAUUUGGGUAGAUGAGGAGAAAUGGCACCAGCUGCAAGUAACACAAGGAGAUUCAAAGUAUACAAAAAAUCUAGCGGUUAUGAUUUGGGGAACAGAUGUUCUCAAGAACAGAAGUGUCACAGGAGUUGCAACCAAAAAAAAGAAAGAUGCCGUUCCCAAGCCACCUCUCUCACCUCACAAAUUAAGCAUUGUCAGAGAAUGUUUAUAUGAUAGAAUAGCACAAGAAACUGUGGAUGAAACUGAAAUUGCACAGAGACUCUCCAAAGUCAACAAGUACAUCUGUGAAAAAAUCAUGGAUAUCAAUAAAUCGUGUAAAAAUGAAGAAAGGAGGGAAAGUGCAAAGUACAAUUUGCAAUAA